Molecule: messenger RNA, 357 nt
Organism: Nerophis lumbriciformis (worm pipefish)
Lineage: Eukaryota; Metazoa; Chordata; Actinopteri; Syngnathiformes; Syngnathidae
Source: RefSeq, a predicted model, not a curated record
AUGGAUACUUCUUUCUUCUCCGUGCUGGUCCUCAUCUUCAUCAUCAGCACCGAGUGCAGGCCGGAGCCUCAGACCCGCGAUGUCAAGGCCAUGACUGCACUGUUCGGCUCUCGACUCUCCUCGCUCCUCAUGGAGCACCCGUCCCCGUCCGAGGGCUCGGCGGACGGCCUGUUAGAAUCCCCGGCCGAGAAGCGGGAGGAGUGGGCGUCUGCGGGGACGGCGCGCUUCCUCGCCGACGUCCUGCGGCGGCAUGCCAAGAUGAGGAGGCGCGGCGGGAAACUGACAGCACUCGGGGGACGCGGAUGCUUCGGCAUGAAGAUGGAUCGCAUCGGCGCCGUCAGCCGACUCGGAUGCUGA